AUGGAAAGUAGAUUUUCAUUUGAAGAUUUGAAUUAUUUUCCACCUUUGGAAAAUGGCCACAUAAAUCUAAUAAAAUUUUUAAAGGCAUCUUCAGAUUUAUUAUCUAUUGUUGAUUGCUUAGGAAAAUUACUAAAACCUGUAAAACAAGAUAUGCAAGGAAAUAUUGAGAAAAUAAAAAACAACUUUGUGUUAGAUGAAAGAUCAUGUUUACUUGAUCUAAUGUUGAAGGAGACUGCUGCAGGUGGCAACAUUGGUUCUGAAGCUACAUUAUGGCUUAAUAGAGCACUGCUAUUUUUUGAAUUAACAUUUAAAGAAAUAUUAGAGAAUCUUAAAGAUAAACGGGAGAUAAAUAUGAAAAUUAUUUUUAACACAGCAUAUCAGGGCUCUGUGAAGAAAUAUCACAACUGGGCUGUACAAAAAUUGUUUAUGGUUAUAUGUCAGCUCUCUCCUACAUUUCCUCAAAUCAUAUCAUCUUUGGGUUUAGAGAAUAGUGAUUGUUUUGAAGAAAAGAUGACAAUAUUUAAUGAUUCUUUACAUAUAGUAAGAUGUGCAAUUGACAAUUUUUUUAUUGAAAACUCCUUAUUUUGCGAAGCAUAA
Molecule: messenger RNA, 597 nt
Organism: Pieris macdunnoughi
Lineage: Eukaryota; Metazoa; Arthropoda; Insecta; Lepidoptera; Pieridae
Source: the annotation of a GenBank genome assembly